Molecule: messenger RNA, 883 nt
Organism: Mesocricetus auratus (golden hamster)
Lineage: Eukaryota; Metazoa; Chordata; Mammalia; Rodentia; Cricetidae
Product: CKLF-like MARVEL transmembrane domain-containing protein 2A
Exons: 4
Coding region: 107-721 (204 amino acids)
Cellular component (GO): membrane
Source: RefSeq, a predicted model, not a curated record
GCUGCCCUUGAACAGGUCUGAAGACACCAGGCUCUCUCUUGAGCUGGGCCUGUUCAGGGACUGCAGGAGAGGCUGGGAGGUGAGAAAUUGAGAACUGCUGCUAACCAUGGCAGCACCUCCGCCUGGCCAGUUCAAGGAUGCAGGCGCAAAAAAAGGGUUUCGACGCUAUAGGUGGGAAUUCAAAGACAGCAAUAGAGAAUUCUGGGUGAAUGGACACGCCAUGAUCAAGCUGCUGACUCUGGCCUGCAUGAUCGCUGGACUACAACUCUUCGAAACAGUGGUCACUCACCCCAUCCUGAUCCUGGUUCUCACCAUGGAAGUGGCCAUCAUCGCUUUCUUCAUCUUCCUUUACUCCUUCGCCAUCAACAGAUACUUGCCCUUCAUCUUCUGGCCUAUCACUGAAAUCUUCAACGACCUCUUCGCCUUCGUGUUCCUGGUGGGCGGCAUAGUCUUUGCUGCAAAGGCGAGACGAGUGAUGCCACCGCCCUACUUAGCUGCUGUGGUCCUUAUGGGAGUUGCGGCGAUUUUUUCUAUUAUUGACCUGUGUCUUCAAAAGAAACACCUCAAAGGCAAGAAAAUCCGCAAGGGUGCUCUGGGACAAACAGGCCUCGGUGUACUGAUGGAGACAGUUACCAAAGAGGAAGAGAUGGCAAUCCGAAGGGCAAACGAGGCGAUUGAGAGGGAGGAGAGGGAAAGAAGGAAGAGGGAGAGAAGGAGGUAAGAGGACAGCAGCGCCUGCGGUCAGGAACGGAGGGAACGCCGGGAACGCUGGGAACAGCAGGAACGGCGGCGAGCUUUGUGGCCUGGCCUCUGUACUCUCUCCCCUUGCCGGCUUUCCAGCCUACUUUCCUUUGCCGUCAAUAAACACCUCUUGGAAAGUAAA